Messenger RNA from Seminavis robusta, 957 nucleotides. Lineage: Eukaryota; Bacillariophyta; Bacillariophyceae; Naviculales; Naviculaceae. The record is from the annotation of a GenBank genome assembly.
AUGGUUGCCUUAUUCCUCAAGAAGAAGCUAGCGGGUGGCUCCGAUGAACCGUCCAAGCGUGAACGUAACCGCGAUCAUCCCAACCAGAUGGUUGACGUUGUUUCCCCUUUCGAAGAGUUCUUGCCAUCUGAAGAUAUGUUUCGCUUCAAGAAGAGCUUCAAGAUGGCCCGCAGCAAACAUUCCAUCCAAAGGGAUCAGCUCGCCAAGCUCAAAGCCCGAGAAAUCCUGAAGACGACUGAGACAACGCAACGAGAGAUUCCAACCAAGAAAAAGACUGUCCCGACAUUUCGAUCCCACGAAGGAACUAAACGCAACCAACCUGCGUACCCCGUCAUGUCGUCGGAUUUGCAUGUCCCAAAUGGAGUAGGUUACUCUGUGUUUCCGCAUCAGGUGCCUGACGUCAUCUCAAUCAAACGCCUUGACGAGUCUAAUGAGGAUGCGAGUUCUGAGAUCAGUUUGGAAGAAGUUUUCCAGUACAUGUCUUCACUUUCUGGUUCGUCUGGAGCUGCCCCAUCUUUAUCCACUGAGUUGUCGGAAUCUCCCACUUGGGCAAAUGAUGGUUGGUCCUACCCAGCGGUGGUCGCAUCCGCGACGAAAUCUUGCUUGCCCACCACUUUGUCUGAUUUGGAAUCUUCUGAUAGCAGUUCUAUCUCCUGGCCAAGCGACGAGUAUGACGGAAUCACAUCCUCUGGUGAUGAAAGUGGAGUAGUGAAUCCCACUGGCACCGGUCCAUUGGACCGCAAGAUGCUCUUUGGAACCAAGAAGCCUACGGCUUGUGCUUAUGACGAUGGAUCGGAAUAUUUCAAGUCAGAGCUCACUUGUGGUGGAUUCAAGUUUUGGUCUGGCGGAGAAAUCCACAUGCGCAAUCUUGGAGAGACCGGAAUGCUCAAAGCUGCAAGAGAUGAAGAGGAUUGCCGUCGUGCAGCUGACUAUCAGGAGGAAGAAACACGAGUGUAA